Molecule: messenger RNA, 5648 nt
Organism: Camarhynchus parvulus
Lineage: Eukaryota; Metazoa; Chordata; Aves; Passeriformes; Thraupidae
Gene: ADAMTS8
Product: ADAM metallopeptidase with thrombospondin type 1 motif 8
Biological process (GO): proteolysis; extracellular matrix organization
Molecular function (GO): zinc ion binding; metalloendopeptidase activity
Source: RefSeq, a predicted model, not a curated record
AUGGGGCGGCGGGCGCUGCUGGCCGGCCGGGCCCCGCUCCACCUGCUGCUGCUGUGCCACGCCUGGGCGCUGCCGCCGCCGCCCCCGCGGGACACACAGCCCGUGCUGCCCGCCCGCCUGCCCGCGCCCCCGGGGCAGCUGGCCCUGCGCCUGGCCGCCUUCGGCCGCGCCGUGGUCCUGCGCCUCCGCCCCGACACCACGUUCCGCCCCCGCCUCCGCCUCCAGCGCCUGGGCGGCCGCCGCCCGCCAACGCCGCCGACGCCGCCGCGCCGCGGCUGCUUCUACGCGGGCGCCGUCGAGGGCAGCCCCGACGCGCCCGCCGUGCUCAGCAGCUGCGGCGGCGGCGGGCUGCGAGCCGCCUUCCUGCUGGACGGGGCGGCCUACGAGCUGCAGCCGCUGCGGCCGGCCGCGCCCGGGCCGCCCUGGGGCCGCCUGCACCGCCUGAGGCGCCGCGCGGCCCCGCCGGGAGCGCGCCCCCGGCCCGGGCCCGAGCCCGGGCCGCGCCGCAGGGCCCCGCGCUUCGUGUCGCAGGCCCGCUAUGUGGAGACGCUGCUGGUGGCUGACGCGUCCAUGGUGCGAUUCUACGGCGAGGACGUGGAGAACCACAUCCUGACCCUGAUGUCCAUGGCAGCUCACAUCUACAAGCAUCCCAGCCUGAGGAACUCCAUCAGCCUGGUGGUGGUGAAGGUGCUGGUGGUGGAGGAGGCAGCAGCAGGGCCCGAGGUGUCUGACAAUGGUGGGCUCACCCUGCGCAACUUCUGCAGCUGGCAGCAAAGGUUCAACCCCCCGAGCGACCGGCACCCGGAGCAUUACGACACUGCCAUCCUCCUCACCAGACAGGAUUUCUGUGGCCACCAAAGCUGUGACACGCUGGGCGUGGCGGACAUCGGCACCAUGUGCGACCGCAACAAGAGCUGCUCCGUGAUCGAGGACGAGGGCCUGCAGGCAGCCUACACCCUGGCUCAUGAACUGGGCCACGUGCUCAGCAUGCCCCACGACGACUCCAAGAACUGCGAGCGGCUCUUCGGGCCCCUGGGCGAGCACCACGUGAUGGCCCCGCUCUUCAUCCACCUGAACAAGAGCCAGCCCUGGUCCCCGUGCAGUGCCAUGUACCUCACUGAGUUCCUGGAUGGGGGGCAUGGUGACUGCCUGCUGGAUGCCCCGGCCGAGCCCGUGUCCCUGCCUGCCGAGCUGCCUGGCCAGAGAGCCCUGUACAGCCUGGACCAGCAAUGCCAGCAGAUCUUUGGCAAGGACUUCCAGCACUGCCCCAACACCACGGAGGAGGACAUUUGUGCGCAGCUGUGGUGCAGGACGGGCAGUGGGGAGCCCCUGUGCCACACCAAGAACGGCAGCUUGCCGUGGGCUGAUGGAACCCCCUGCAAAGCCGAGGGGCUGUGCUGGGAUGGGCGCUGUGUGCAGCAGGAUGCCGUGAAACCCCAGGCGGCGCUGGACGGCGGCUGGGGCCCCUGGAGCGCAUGGGGCGCGUGCUCGAGGAGCUGCGGGGGAGGGAUCCAGUUCUCCCACCGCCACUGCGACAGCCCCCGGCCCCGGCACGGCGGCAGCUACUGCCAGGGCCAGCGAGCCAAGUACCAGUCCUGCCACACCCAGGAGUGCCCGCCCGAUGGGAAAAGCUUUCGGGAGCAGCAGUGUGAGAAGUACAACAGCUACAACUUCACUGACCUGGAAGGGAAUCACUUGGAGUGGGUUCCUAAGUACGCCGGAGUGUCCCCCCGAGACAGAUGCAAACUCUUCUGCCGAGCCCGAGGGAGGAGCGAAUUCAAAGUCUUUGAGGCCAAAGUGAUCGAUGGGACGCUGUGUGGCCCAGAGACCCUCUCCAUCUGUGUCCACGGGCAGUGCAUCAAGGCUGGCUGUGACCACGUCAUUGGCUCCUCCAAGAAGCUGGACAAGUGUGGGGUGUGCGGUGGCAAUGGCUCCACGUGCAGGAAAAUAUCCGGCUCGCUCAACAGAUCCAGGUACGGCUACAAUGACAUUGUCACCAUCCCCGCCGGAGCCACCAACAUCGACAUCAAACAGCGCAGCCACCGCGGGCUCCGGCACGACGGGAAUUACCUGGCCCUGAAGACCCUUGAGGGCAAGUACCUGCUCAAUGGAGACUUUGCCAUCUCAGCCAUGGAGCAGGACAUCCUCAUUAAGGGCACCAUCCUGAAGUACAGCGGCUCCAUGACCACUCUGGAGAGGCUGCAGAGCUUCCGACAGCUCCCAGAGCCCCUGACCGUGCAGCUGCUGACCAUUGCCAGCGAGAUCUUCCCACCUAAAGUCAAAUACACCUUCUUCAUCCCCAAGGACGUCCCUUUCAGCAAGCAGAAGGGCAAAGAGAAGAAGUCAGUCAACGUCAUCCGACCGAUGCUGACCUCUCAGUGGGUGCUGGGGGACUGGUCCGAGUGCUCCAAGACGUGUGGCUCCGGCUGGCAGCGGCGGACGGUGGACUGCCGGGAUGUGGAGGGUCAAACCUCCUCUGCCUGCAACAGAUCCCUCAAGCCUGAGGACAUCAAGCCCUGUGGAGACGUGCCCUGUCCUCUCUGGCGCCUGGGUCCCUGGUCCCCCUGCUCCCAGACGUGCGGCGAGGGUGUGCGGACGCGCAGCGCCUCCUGCAUCGACUACGCCGGGAAAAUCACCGCCCCCGAGAAAUGCAGCUCACCGGGACCGCCCCCGGCCACCGCCGCCUGCCUGCUGCGGCAGUGCUGAGCCACGGCGGGCUGCAGGAGCCCAGGGUGCCACACAGCACUGGGGCAGGACAGCCAGGGUGCCAUGGGCUCCUCCACACUGGGGCAGGACAACUAGGGUGCCACACAGCACUGGAGCAGGACAGCCAGGGUGCCCCGGGCUCCACCACACUGGGGCAGGACAGCAAAGGGGCCACGGGCUCCUCCACACUGGGGCAGGACAGCCAGGGUGUCACGGGCUCCUCCACACUGGGGCAGGACAGCCAGGGUGCCCCGGGCUCCACCACACUGGGGCAGGACAGCCAGGGUGCCAUGGGCUCGCUCUCCAGUGCUUCAUCCCCACCACAUCGAUGUCUACCUCAGUGGAGAGAAUAACAGCAGCAAAACAGGGAGGAAUCACUUCUUUUCCUUUCUUUCUUUCUUUUCUUUUCCUUUCUUUCUUCCUUUUCUUUCUGGCUGGCUGCUCGCAGGCAAGUUGUAACUUAAAGGGAAAAAUAAGCAGGUCUGUAGGGUGUUUCCAAAGAGCUGGAUGUGGUUGCAAAUUGCUUUUGUAAGGUUUGCUGGGGUUUGGCACUGGAGAAAAUGGGGAGCCUGGUUUUGCUGUCACCCCAUCCCAGCUGCAGGUCAAGGAGGUCCAGGGUGGAUGUCUUUGCUGAUAAAACUGGGAUCUCUUCACAAAAGGCAUGGAAUGGGUUGCCGUCCCCUCCCUGCAGCAGUGUGGGUGUCCUGGAGCAUGAGGAGUGUUUUAUCAGCUGUGGGUUUCACUUGGGAGAUAAAUUGCUUGUGUGAAUGGGAGAAGGAGUAAGCUGAGAGCCAGAUCCUAGCAUGAAUCAGGCAGGAGGACAGGUGAGAGGUGGUUUCUGCUGGAUUUAUAAUCUACAAGGUGACAAACCUCUGUCUCCAAAUACCCCCAGCAUCUCUGGUUAUUCCUAGAGCUGUUACCCCACACCUCUGUUUCCCCAGCUAUAAAACCAGGGCUUAAUUACACCUGAUCUGUCUUACAGGGCCACUGUUAGGAUUAAUUAAUUCUUAAUUCUGCAGUGCUCUGACUUUGAAAUGCCUAUUGUGAUGCCCUCUGGAGCAGGCACUCUGGUGUGCCAGCGUUUCCUUUCCCACCCUUGUCCUUCAGUCCCCUGUGGGCUCAUUUUUUCAGCUCUGCUGUAAUUUUGGAGAUAAUUCACUAGCCUGGUUUGCAGCAGGGAUGAGCCCAGGAUCUGUAGAUGGUGCCAGAGGUGACCAGUGCUGCUCUUCACCUCUGCUUUCCUGGGAUAUCUGAGAAUGCUCAGAUCUGGUGCCAGCUCCAGCCUUGCUUGAGCAGUUCUCGGUGCAGAGCCAAGCCUGGCAAGGCUGGAGCUGCUCUUUCCCAGUGGGAAGCAGCCCCAGCCCUCUCCCCAGCCCAGCUGCUGCCUGGCCCCAGCACAGAUGGCUGUUCAGACCCUGAACUUUGCCCUUUCCACAGCAAUCACUGGCCAUGUGCUGGCAGCAGCCUGUGCCUGGGGAGCAGGGAUGGAACUUGGAAAGAUUUUGCUAUUGCUGGAUGAGCAAUUCAGUAUCUCCAGGCUCCUCUCAUACCCUGCCUUGGCUUCCUUUUUGGCAGCAAAAUGUUGAAUUUCCAGUGGGAUCUGCCUUUUUCUCAUAGGAAGGGGAGGAGGGCUGGAAUUUUUGAUGUGUCAGAUUCCCCAUUCACAUUUAUGGAGCAAAUCCUUUUCCUUGUCCCUUUUGCCUGAGCGAGCCAAGCUCGUGUGAGACCCUUUCCAGGCUGUCCAGACAGGUUUGGAAUGGGAUGGUGGGAUGAGCUCUGAAGACAGAAACCUCACUAUUCACCUCAAAACAUGAAAUAUUCCUGUUUUAUCUUCCAUACAUCAUGAUUUCUAUCAAAACCACAGGAGCUACAGCCCAGGACUGAGGGUUUGAGUGCUUGAUUCCUUUGGUUUUUUUAGGAAAGGAAGAAAAACCUGAAGGCCAGCUGCAGAGUUUGGAUGCAGAGCUGUUUGUGCUGUGGUACAGACCUACCUUUGGGCAGUGUUCUACAUCUGCUAAUUAAUCUCCAGGAAUUUAAGUUCUAACAAAUAGCUGGAUGCUAAAGUCAUGUAGCCUUGCAGGGUUAUUUUCUUUUUUUCCCCUCUGAGUCUGCAAGGGUUUUAAACUCAAAGCCAGCAUGUGUUUCCUCUCCAGUGUCAGCACCAGCAUUUAGGAUGGGUCAGGAACAUCAAUCUGAGGCAGUGCCAAGGAAAAUGUCUGUAUUUAUCACCCAGGAUAAUGUGUGCAUGCCAAGGGGCUUUUCCAGGUUUUUAUAAUCACUGCGUGGCUGCUUCACUGGAUGUAAAAAUUCCUUGUUUAGGGCAAAUCCUGCUGCUUUUCCAGCGAGGGGGAAGGUGGGGAUCCCCCAGGAGGGGGGACCAGAGGCAGUGAUGCUCUGCUGAGGUGUGGGUGAUGCUAAGUGGAAUUCCUGCCCCAGGUUUCUGUAAAAACAAGUAGCCUUUACUCUGAUUUAAGUCAAAGAGGUUUUAUAUAUUAGGCUAUAUAUAUAUAUAUAUAUAUAUAUAUGUUUCCCUUCAGUGAAGGAUUGUAGCAAUGUACUGAGCCUCUUGUGUUAGGUAUUUAUUACAAAUUUCUGUUUGGUUUUGUACAGUAGCUGUCUGGAAAGGAGAAAAAAAAAGAAGAAGGAAAAAAGAGAUUUAAAAGACUGUGUUUUAACAUGCUGCUCCCACAUCCCCUCUCUGGAAGCUGCAGGGAGCUCAGAGAAGGGAUGUCUUUGCUCAUUGUUUAUCCACUCUGGUAUCUGACUGGUGUUUCCCUCCUCCCUGGUGUACCCACCAAGCUGUGUAAGCAUAACAAACCCAACCAAAAUUAAGCUUUGGAAUUCAUUUUAAGGAGAGGGGGGAAAAUACAAUUUUCUGAUUUUUAUCCUAUUGUCUGUAUUUGUUUUAAAUUUUGAAAACAGUCUGUUUGUGGCUCUGCCUU